UACAGCUGUCAUUGCUAAAAAGUGGAAGUCAUUCCCAACAAAGAAAAGAAGAGAAAAGGUUCGAAAUUACUAAAGGAAACAAACAAGACCCAAUACUACACAACCUCUACCAAAAAAAGAUAAUUCACAUACCAUACAAGAAACACGGACACAAUACUUUAUUGAAGCGUUACGAUGUCGGAUCGCAAGGCGGUUAUUAAGAAUGCGGAUAUGAGUGAAGAGAUGCAGCAGGAUGCUGUCGACUGUGCCACCCAAGCAUUGGAGAAAUACAACAUAGAAAAGGACAUUGCGGCAUAUAUCAAAAAGGAGUUCGACAAGAAAUACAAUCCCACCUGGCAUUGUAUUGUCGGACGUAACUUUGGUUCAUAUGUGACGCACGAGACUCGUCACUUUAUCUAUUUCUAUCUGGGACAGGUGGCCAUUUUGCUUUUCAAGAGCGGUUAAGACACAUUCGCAUUCCCCGGCAGCCCGUUGAAAAGAGACAAAACUCAAAACACACACACCCACACAGAGAAAAACACACACACACACAACUCUUGAUUUGAAAUGGCAUUUAAAGUUGUUUUGUAAUUUGAAAAAAAGAGCCACACAUAUAUAUAUAUAUAUAUAUAGAUAGAUA
Drosophila willistoni is the source of this 619-nucleotide messenger RNA. It is a transcript of the gene Cdlc2, whose product is annotated as dynein light chain 1, cytoplasmic. Gene Ontology annotation, biological process: cilium assembly; microtubule-based process. Gene Ontology annotation, cellular component: cytoplasmic dynein complex. Gene Ontology annotation, molecular function: dynein light intermediate chain binding; dynein intermediate chain binding. The record is from RefSeq and is a predicted model, not a curated record. The transcript has 3 exons. Bases 175 to 444 code for a protein of 89 amino acids. Lineage: Eukaryota; Metazoa; Arthropoda; Insecta; Diptera; Drosophilidae.